GAUAAGAAGAAACUCCAUAGGAACAUAUCUCCGUGUCCUGUCUCAUCUCAUGCAAAUGGCCUUAUCCAUAUCUUCAACCUUAUCGGUACUUCGAUACCGUGAUCGACCUCAAAGGUUACUUCCGGGACAAGUCACGACAUCGUUACGAGGGAGAACCGACAAGAACGCGGCGAAAGGAGGAGUGUCGAGUGUUUGUGAACCACUUCCUCCCGAUAGACCAUUAUGGUUCCCCGGUAGCUCUCCUCCGGAAUGGCUGGAUGGCAGCCUUCCCGGAGAUUUUGGCUUCGACCCACUUGGAUUAGGUUCUGAUCCGGAAACUCUAAAAUGGUUCGCACAAGCCGAGCUAAUGCAUGCGAGGUGGGCGAUGCUAGCAGUGGCCGGAAUCCUCAUACCCGAACUCCUCGAAUCGCUCGGUUUCAUCGACAACUUCUCAUGGUACGAUGCUGGUGAGAGAGACUAUUUCACAGACCCCACGACCUUGUUUGUGGUUCAAAUGGCAUUGAUGGGAUGGGUAGAAGGCCGAAGGUGGGCUGACAUGCUUAAGCCGGGGAGUGUCGACAUCGAACCCAAACUUCCCAACAGGAAGAAUCCGACUCCCGACGUCGGUUACCCCGGUGGCUUAUGGUUCGACCCGUUUAUGUGGGGACGAGGGUCGCCAGAGCCGGUGAUGGUGUUGAGGACUAAAGAGAUUAAAAAUGGACGACUUGCUAUGUUAGCAUUCGUGGGGUUUUGCUUCCAAGCUGUGUAUACUGGUGAAGGCCCGAUUGAGAACUUGAUGGCUCAUGUUGCUGAUCCUGGUCAUUGCAACGUUUUCUCGGCUUUUACAACACAUUGAUGAUCAACUGUGAUUCGAUUGCUGGAAUUGCAAGGAUUCGGUCCAAAAACUUUGGUAAAGCAAUCAUCGGUAUUCUUUGGUCAAAUUGUUGUUCUAGUCCUUGAAUUAUACAGAACUUGAUGGUUUUGUUCUUUUUCUUUGACA
Messenger RNA from Hibiscus syriacus, 979 nucleotides. RefSeq names its product photosystem I chlorophyll a/b-binding protein 6, chloroplastic-like. Bases 50 to 835 code for a protein of 261 amino acids. Gene Ontology annotation, biological process: response to light stimulus; photosynthesis, light harvesting in photosystem I. The record is from RefSeq and is a predicted model, not a curated record. The transcript is spliced from 5 exons. NCBI's taxonomy places the organism in Eukaryota, Viridiplantae, Streptophyta, Magnoliopsida, Malvales, Malvaceae. Gene Ontology annotation, cellular component: membrane.